Molecule: messenger RNA, 4798 nt
Organism: Tupaia belangeri chinensis (Chinese tree shrew)
Lineage: Eukaryota; Metazoa; Chordata; Mammalia; Scandentia; Tupaiidae
Gene: EFR3A
Product: EFR3 homolog A
Exons: 22
Coding region: 99-2456 (785 amino acids)
Biological process (GO): protein localization to plasma membrane
Cellular component (GO): plasma membrane
Source: RefSeq, a predicted model, not a curated record
GAGUAUGUUGCUGCUGUUCCGCUCUGCGUCCUCGCUACAAACGCCUGGUGGACAACAUCUUCCCUGAAGACCCCAAAGAUGGUCUUGUUAAAGCUGAUAUGGAGAAGCUGACGUUUUAUGCAGUAUCUGCUCCAGAGAAACUGGAUCGAAUUGGUUCUUACCUAGCAGAAAGGUUGAGCAGGGAUGUUGUUAGACAUCGUUCUGGGUAUGUUUUAAUUGCUAUGGAAGCAUUGGACCAACUUCUUAUGGCUUGCCAUUCUCAAAGCAUCAAGCCAUUUGUAGAAAGCUUUCUUCAUAUGGUGGCCAAGCUUCUGGAAUCAGGGGAACCAAAACUUCAGGUUCUUGGAACAAAUUCUUUUGUCAAAUUUGCAAAUAUUGAAGAAGACACACCAUCCUAUCACAGACGUUAUGACUUUUUUGUAUCUCGAUUUAGUGCCAUGUGUCAUUCCUGUCAUAGUGAUCCAGAAAUACGAACAGAAAUCCGAAUUGCUGGAAUCAGAGGUAUUCAAGGUGUAGUUCGCAAAACAGUUAACGAUGAACUUCGGGCUACCAUUUGGGAACCUCAGCACAUGGAUAAGAUUGUCCCAUCCCUCCUGUUUAACAUGCAAAAGAUAGAAGAAGUUGACAGCCGCAUAGUCCCUCCUUCUUCUCCCUCUGCAGCUGACAAAGAAGAGAAUCCUGCUGUUCUGGCUGAGAACUGUUUCAGAGAACUGCUGGGUCGGGCAACAUUUGGGAAUAUGAAUAAUGCUGUUAGACCAGUUUUUGCGCAUUUAGAUCAUCACAAACUGUGGGAUCCCAAUGAAUUUGCAGUUCACUGCUUUAAAAUUAUAAUGUAUUCUAUUCAGGCUCAGUAUUCUCACCAUGUGAUCCAAGAGAUUCUAGGACACCUUGAUGCCCGUAAAAAAGAUUCUCCACGGGUCCGAGCAGGUAUUAUUCAGGUUCUGUUAGAGGCUGUUGCCAUUGCUGCUAAAGGUUCCAUAGGGCCCACAGUGCUGGAAGUCUUUAACACGCUACUGAAGCACCUGCGUCUCAGUGUUGAAUUUGAAGCCAAUGAUUUGCAGGGGGAGCCUAGAGGCAGUGGCAGCCUGAGCACAACUUCCAAAGACAACGACGAGAAGAUUGUGCAGAACGCCAUCAUCCAAACAAUCGGAUUUUUUGGAAGUAACCUACCAGAUUAUCAGAGAUCAGAAAUCAUGAUGUUUAUUAUGGGAAAAGUGCCUGUUUUUGGAACAUCCACCCACACUUUGGAUAUUAGUCAACUAGGGGAUUUGGGAACCAGACGGAUUCAAAUAAUGUUGCUGAGAUCUUUACUUAUGGUAACCUCUGGAUAUAAAGCAAAGACGAUCGUUACUGCAUUGCCAGGGUCUUUCCUGGACCCUUUGUUGUCACCUUCCCUCAUGGAAGAUUAUGAACUGAGACAGUUGGUCUUGGAAGUCAUGCAUAAUCUCAUGGAUCGCCAUGACAAUAGGGCAAAGCUUCGUGGGAUCAGAAUAAUACCAGAUGUUGCUGACCUAAAGAUCAAGAGAGAAAAAAUUUCUAGACAAGACACAAGUUUCAUGAAAAAGAAUGGGCAACAGCUUUAUCGGCACAUAUAUUUGGGUUGUAAAGAAGAAGACAACGUUCAGAAAAACUAUGAGCUACUCUAUACUUCUCUUGCUCUUAUAACUAUUGAACUAGCCAAUGAAGAAGUGGUUAUUGAUCUCAUUCGAUUAGCCAUUGCAUUACAGGAUAGCGCAAUUAUCAAUGAAGAUAAUUUACCAAUGUUCCAUCGCUGUGGGAUCAUGGCACUGGUUGCAGCGUACCUUAACUUUGUGAGUCAGAUGAUAGCUGUGCCUGCGUUUUGCCAGCAUGUAAGCAAGGUUAUUGAAAUUCGAACUGUGGAAGCCCCUUAUUUUCUGCCAGAGCAUGUUUUCAGAGAUAAGUGCACGCUUCCAAAAUCUUUAGAGAAGCAUGACAAAAAUUUGUACUUUCUAACAAACAAGAUUGCAGAGUCACUGGGUGGAAGUGGAUAUAGUGUGGAAAGACUAUCCGUACCCUAUGUACCACAAGUGACAGAUGAAGAUCGACUUUCUAGAAGAAAAAGUAUUGUGGACACUGUAUCCAUUCAGGUGGACAUUUUACCCAACAGCACUCCUUCUGAUGAUGUGGUUAGUAACACUGAAGAAAUCACCUUUGAAUCAUUGAAGAAAGCAAUUGAAACCAGUGGAAUGGAAGAACAGGAAAAGGAAAAGAGGCGCCUUGUGAUAGAGAAAUUCCAGAAAGCACCUUUUGAAGAAAUAGCAGCACAGUGUGAAUCCAAAGCCAAUUUACUUCAUGACAGACUUGCUCAAAUACUGGAACUGACAAUACGUCCUCCUCCCAGUCCAUCAGGAACGCUGACCAUUACUUCUGGGCAUGCCCAGUACCAGUCUGUCCCCGUCUAUGAGAUGAAGUUUCCAGACCUGUGUGUGUACUAAUUGGCUCGUGAAGACCUCUGCAUACGAUUUUAAAGCCUAAAAAUUAAGGCAACGCUGAGUUUCAGGGUUUCCUUGAUGCAUAUUAACAUAUUUCUUGAAAAUAGUGAGAGAACUUAUCUUUCACCAAAUGCUUGGCAAACCGUAUUAGAAGUCUGAGCGCUGUAUGUGAUUUACGGUACUGUGGAAGAUGGAGUCAUGCCAUGUUAAUUUGCUUUGACUUUCCUAUUGCUUUUAAAAUUGAACAUGUAUCGGUCUGUUAUUAUUUCAUUGUUAAACAGUAUAUUUUAAUUUUUCCACAAAUGUAAUUUUUUUUAAAAGUAAGCAUUGAGAGGAUUGAAGAUGUGUGAAGUAUCUACUGUGUUUCUGAAAUGUCUGCACAACUCCUUAGAAAUAGAAUUGCUGCUGUUAUUGUUACCUGCAGAAGCAAAUACCCACAGAUGUAUCCCUAAUCCUGGGGCUGCAGAACCGUGCUGUGGCUUUUUGUCUCUGUGCUUCAGACAAGUUGUGGUAGGCAUCCUUCUGUUUGUUUACUGUAAUAAAAUGUACUACGCAUUCUUCAACUUGUUUACACUAAGAACACAUCUAUUGAAUAAUGUUUCUAGAAUCUGACUCCCCAAAUUGCCAUACUUUAAAGCGUCUAGUUCUUGUAAUACUGUGUUUUCUGCCAAGAGUUUGACUGCUCUACUUGAGAGACUUAGAACUUACUCUUGAAGUACCGAACUGUGCAAUAUUUUUUACAUCAUAAGAUGUGUUAGUUUACAGGCUAUGCUUUGAAAUUAUAGUAGUAUUUUGCUGUGGCUCCAUUAAUUAAAUGAGAUAUAUAUUUAAUAUAGGAAAAGAAGACAUUUAAAACAGCUACUAGUUCACCUGUGAAGAGUCUGUAUGUUUUGAUUUCUAAGAGCACAUGAGUUUAUGUUUUUACAUUACACAUUAUUUUAAAUUCUUAUAGUCAAAAAAUUCCCCAAAUGGACUUUUAAGUGUAAGAUUUGAACCAUAACUUGUGUGCAUCUCUAUUAGGAUUAAUUAUAUAACAUUUGAAAAGAGUGUCUAUGUUUUAGUGACUUAGAGUUCUAAGGUUCGCUAAUUUACGCUUCACACUGACAGAUGUACACCUGUGUGCAUUUUGUAAGCUCCACCCCAUGGUAAAAUGAAUAGCUUUCUUUGCAACUCUUUUUAUAAGAUCACCUAUUUAUAGUUUUACUACCCUUUCAUAUUCAUUUUCUUUUACAUGAAACAAUACACAUAUCAAAAACCAUAGCUCCAAAAAUAAUUCCGUUUUUGGACUUUGUUCUUGUUUGAAAAUUGCAAUAAGAAUAGGGUAUUUUAACUUUGUGUUUAUAGUUAUUUAGGUACCUUUAGUAGAAACAGAAAAAAAGAACAACAGAAUAAACAUACUCAAAAGUCUUUGACUACUUAAACCAAAGUGCAACAUCUCGAGAAGCAGCUUUGUCACUUAGACCUGAGCAGUGACACACAACAUCCUGGGCUGUUUAUUAAAUGUGGAUCCACAGGAACGGGUUUUUAGAGUGGCAGCAUGGUCACCACUGGACAACCGACUGGCCCUGCUGCAGCCCUCACUGUGCCGUUGCCCCUUGACCAGGUGAAAUGUUUCAUGAGUUAAACUAGUUUUAAUUUUUCUUUUUAUUAUCAUCAUCAUUUCAUUUUUUCCUUCUCUAUUUUUAAGAAUAUUAGUUUUUAUUAGUUUUUGACUAUUCAUUAAAAAAAAGUCUAAGCAGGGGGACAUGCAAAAACAAUCAUCAUCCAUUUGGAUGUCCUUUUACAAAUUAACACUGUGUGCUUUUGUAUGGAGAAAAUAUAUAUAAUUUAAUAGCAUAAGAAAAGAUAUAUAUUCAUUUGCACUCAUUCAAAAUGCAGACUUUGCUCUACAAAGUUUUGUUUCUCAGUGAUUUUAAAAUGCAUGUAUUGCAUGUAAAGGAAACCAUUGCAGUUAAUGUCCUUCCUUUUCUCUUGGUCUUUGUAAACUGUUGAUUUGAGUUUUGUGGCGAUUUUAUUGUUCUUUUUAAAUCGCAGUAGACUUCUGGAUCCUAGUGUUCUGAACUGGUCUUGUUGACGAAGACUCCCAAGGAAUGAAUCUCUUCCCUGCCUGCCCCUUCCAUGUCUGCAGGGAAUUCUGCAGGGACUAGGUUUGCAUCCCACGUUUAGCCAGUUUGGAUACUUAAAGUUUAGGAUUAUUGAAGUGUUCUCUGUAUUGCUUUAUUUCUGUAGAUAGAUAAAACCCUUAAUAAAUUGUUAAUCAUUCUUUUUUUGUUUUAUACAGUUGCUUAUAUCAUUCUUUGUUCUUGACAUUGAGCAGUUAACAUUUCAAUGUUCCUCCUAUACUU